Aspergillus affinis is the source of this 1083-nucleotide messenger RNA. Its product is annotated as terpene synthase family protein. The transcript has 7 exons. Lineage: Eukaryota; Fungi; Ascomycota; Eurotiomycetes; Eurotiales; Aspergillaceae. The coding region runs from base 1 to 1083 and encodes 360 amino acids. The record is from RefSeq and is a predicted model, not a curated record.
AUGUUAGCCACAAAAUCCAAACCACCCCAUGAGAUUCUGUCCGGCCUUCGAGACCAGCAGGUCCUCAUCCCCGAGCUGCGGGCUUUCUUCCCUGCGGCUGAAACCGCAAACCCUAACCACGCAAAACUUGUCCCGUCCACAAAUGAUUUCAUAGAUAGCCUGUUCCCGGGAAAUCCAAAGAAGGCUGAAAAGGUCAAAUCGACUGAUUUGGCGUUGUUGGCUUGUUUGUGGUGGCCUCAUGCGGAGUUUAGAACCCUGCAGGUUCUUGCAUAUCUGAUCAUAUGGCUCCUCAUGUGGGAUGAUGAAUUGGAUCAAGUAUCCGAAUCUCUGGCUUUGGGAGGGGAUUUCACAGCUAGUCAGAGGUUUCGGGGCCAGACGUUGCGGUACAUGAGAGGGAGUCUUGGAAUGGAUGGGGCUGAAAAAAGAAGCGUAUUUCCAGAGGAGUUCGAGAAUCAUUUCUUGCAGAGAUUCGAGCCGAUUGCUCAUUUUAUCAAAGAGGAGUAUGAUCCCGUGCACAGGGGUCUGAUUUUGGAGGAGAUGGAGUUCACUAUUGAGAUGUCCUGUUUAGAACAGCAACAUCGCAUCCAGGGACGACUGCCUACUAUCGACGAGUAUUGGACUUAUCGACUUGGCACAAACCUCAUGGGCGUAGUUUGUGCUGCAACAGAACUUAGCAUGAACAAACGACUUUCGCACUCGACGCUCCUGCAUCCUUUUAUGAGAGAUAUCUGUCUUCAGACUAAUAGAAUCAUCGCAAUAACCAACGAUAUUCUCUCUCUCCGAAAAGAAGUGGAAAAGGGAGAAGUGUGCAGCCUCAUUCCUCUCCUCUACAAGUCCAACGACUCCCUUCAGGAGGUUGUCGACAUGGCUGUUCAUUUGCUCAAAGACGCCAGCCAUGAUCUGGCCCGGUACGACGCAGGUCUAGCAACACAGCUAGGGGAUAAAGCUUGCGAGACAUUCUUACAGUCUUGUUAUGACUACUGUACUGGGUUCCUUCAUUGGAGCCUGACGACAACUCGGUACAAUUUGGCUUCUGUGCCGAGAGACGAAAACGGCUCAAUGGUGCUUUCAUUGAAAGUGUAA